Molecule: messenger RNA, 2147 nt
Organism: Fragaria vesca subsp. vesca
Lineage: Eukaryota; Viridiplantae; Streptophyta; Magnoliopsida; Rosales; Rosaceae
Product: histone-lysine N-methyltransferase, H3 lysine-9 specific SUVH1-like
Exons: 2
Coding region: 124-2115 (663 amino acids)
Cellular component (GO): nucleus
Molecular function (GO): histone methyltransferase activity; zinc ion binding; protein binding
Source: RefSeq, a predicted model, not a curated record
GAUGGUUCAGUGAGGCAAAACCGAAGCAAGAAACAACAUUUCCAGGUUGCAUUCGGCUGUUGGUAGAGAAGGAGUGUGUGUGUGUGUUUUAGAUUGAUUAUAUUUGGGUAGUGUUUUAGUUAAAUGGAACACAGUUCAGGAGGUCAAGACUCCAUUCCUGGCAUUGGGUCAUUUGAUAAAUCGAGGGUUUUGGAUGUAAGGCCUUUGAGGCGUCUUGUUCCUGUUUUCCCUUCAAUGCCCCAUUCUGCUGCUGCUCCUCCCUUUGUUUGCGUCUCACCGGCUGGUCCUUUCCCACCUGGGGUUUCCCCAUUUUUCCCUUUUUUCAUUUCAAACGAGAAUGCAGUUCCACCCUCAACAGCUGGAGUAACCCCCAACCGCUAUACUGGGGCUUCGAAUGGAGGAGAUACUACAAGUCGUGUCCAAAGUCCAGUGAACAGUGAUGACACAAGGACGGUCGGGAGGCCAAAGGGUAAAGUCCAGUCUCAGAAAAGGACACGGGGUGGCCAGGACAUUGAUGUCCAAAUUGAUGCAAUAGUUGAUAACAUUCUCGCCUCAUUUACCAAUACCUUGAGACAAAGUGAUGGCGACAAGGAAUUAGUUAGAUAUGCACUCUUGUCGUAUGAUCUGCUACGGAGAAGAAUUUCACAAAUUGAAGAGAUCAAGGAAGGAGUGUCGAGAAUAGGGCGCUCUGAUCUUAGGGCUGGAACUCUCUUCAUGAAUAAGGGAAUUAGGACAAAUGCUAAGAAGAGGAUUGGUGCAGUGCCCGGUGUUGAAGUUGGGGAUAUUUUCUUUUUCCGAAUGGAAUUGUGCUUGGUUGGAUUACACGCUCCAACUAUGGGUGGGAUUGAUUAUAUGGGAGUCAAGAACAGUUCAGAGGAAGAGCCAUUAGCAUUGAGCAUUGUUUCUUCUGGAGGUUAUGAGGAUCAUAUGCAGGAUGGGAAUGAGUUGAUAUAUAGUGGCCAAGGUGGCAAUGCCAACAAUGAUAACAGGAAAGACAAGGAAAUAAAGGAUCAGAAGCUUGAAAGGGGUAAUCUAGCUUUGGAGAAAAGUUUGCAUCGGGGUAAUGAUGUUAGAGUAAUUCGGGGUCUUAAGGAUGUUUCUAAUCCACUUGGGAAGGUAUAUGUCUAUGACGGUCUAUACAAAAUCAAUGAAUCAUGGGUAGAUAAAGGGAAGAGUGGUGCCAAUGUAUUCAAGUACAAAUUGGUAAGAUUACCGGGUCAGCCUGAAGCGUUUUCAGUUUGGAAAUCAAUUGAGGAAUGGAAAGAAACAAAUGCUACAAGGGUUGGUCUAAUAUUGCCAGAUCUUUCUUCAGGAGCAGAAACUUUUCCUGUUUCUCUUGUAAAUGACGUAGAUGGCGAGAAAGGCCCUGUUCACUUCACAUACAUUCCUAGUCUCAAGUAUCCAGAACCUGUUAAACUUGCAGAACCUACUGCUGGAUGCAAUUGUACCGGUGGAUGUCUCCCUGGUAAUUCCAACUGCCUUUGCAUUCAGAAAAAUGGUGGUUAUCUCCCAUAUACUUCAAAUGGGCUUCUUGUGAACCAAAAAUCCUUAUUGCAUGAAUGUGGUUCUUCCUGCAAAUGCUCUCCUAACUGUCGUAAUCGUGUGUCCCAAGGUGAUCUGAAAAUUCGUUUGGAAGUGUUUAUGAAUAAGGAUAAAGGUUGGGGUUUGAGGUCCUGGGAUCCCAUCCGCGCUGGUGCUUUCUUAUGUGAGUAUGCAGGGGAAGCUUUAAAUGUUUCUGGUAUUGAAAAGCUUGGGGAUGAUCAUGCUGAUGAUUACAGUUUUGAUGCUACUCGUACAUGUCAGCCACUGGCAGUUCUACCAGGUGAUUCUAACGAGGCUCCAAAUGUCCCUUUUCCUCUACAUAUAAGUGCAAAUACUGCUGGAAAUGUUGCUCGCUUUAUGAAUCACAGCUGUUCUCCAAAUGUGUUUUGGCAACCAGUUCUACGUGAAAAUAAAAAUGAAGCUGACUUACAUGUUGCGUUUUAUGCGGCGGCACACAUCCCUCCUAUGACAGAGUUGACUUAUGAUUACGGGCUGAACCCUCAUGGGAAAGCAUAUCAGAGGAAGAAAUUAUGCCUCUGUGGGUCAACGAAGUGUAGAAGCUUCUUUUACUAACGGCUUGUUAAUGGGUUUAUCUGAUGACGAAG